Gigantopelta aegis is the source of this 6448-nucleotide messenger RNA. Its product is annotated as forkhead-associated domain-containing protein 1-like. The coding region runs from base 250 to 4512 and encodes 1420 amino acids. The record is from RefSeq and is a predicted model, not a curated record. Lineage: Eukaryota; Metazoa; Mollusca; Gastropoda; Neomphalida; Peltospiridae. Gene Ontology annotation, molecular function: protein binding. The transcript is spliced from 28 exons.
GACAUGCGUGUUUGUUCGGGUUUUUAUGAUGGAGGGAUAAUUUCAACGAAAUUUAACUGUCACAUUUGUUAUCUAGACGUGUGUAUCAAACAAAACGAUGGACUAUCAUCCUAAUUAAUGAACGGAUUACAAAUAUUAUCACAGUGAAAACGUAACGGGCACUUGCACUUUUCCGAAGUCCUGCCGACCCCGUAAAAGAGGCAGUUUGGACACUACUGACGUUUUGUUUAAUAUUUUGACAUUCGCACAAUGAAGGCAUUCCUAAAAGGUGGCGAGGGGAUGAUGUUCCCCCUUUCCCCCAAGGUGACGACAGUUGGACGAGACAGUUGUGAUUUGAAUAUACAGCUUCCCGGGGUGGACUACCAACACGCGGUGCUUGAGUUCAUGGAGCAGGACGAAUGUUUCGUCUUACAGGACUUGAACUCUGCACAGGGCACGUACGUGAACGAUACCCGGGUUCAGAAUGCCGCGGUCAGACUUGCCCCCGGUGACAUCAUCCGCUUCGGGUACAACGGCACGCCGUAUGAACUGCACAUAGAGAACAAACCCCCAAUUGCAUAUUCUUCUGUCCAGUCCCGACCACCAUGGACGAUUCCUGUUUACGAACAGCCCGCAUAUACACUUUACCAACAACAACUGCAAACCACCACACAGGGACUUCCCUACCUGAGUCAACCGAGCGGGCAAGUCACAUCGGCUAUACUGGGGCCACGGCAACCAGGGGUCCCUCUGCCACGACCUCCUCUGAGGUCACGACCUUUGUCUGCAGGGUCAGCCACGCGAAGGUCGACCGUGGAUCCGAGAUUCCAGGCUAUUUCUGCAUCUAAUACUGUAGGAUCACCUGUGUCAAGAAAUACAUCAGAUCCAUCACUACCAAAGGCAAACGGCCCAGGUGGUUGGAUGACUGGAGGAGUAGCAAGCUCGUUCAGUGGACAGAACAUAUCACCCAUGGCAACACAGACAACUUCCAUCAGUGGUCAGGAUAUACUAUUAAUGCAAGAAAAGGAUCAGAAGCUUCAGCAGCUAUCGGAAGAAGUGAAUCGACUCCGCACCCAGGAGUACGAGGCUUUCCGCAAGGAUCAGUUCAUCCAGCAGUUACAGCAACAAGUGACGGACUUACAGACACGAAUACAGCAGGAACCGUCAGUAAUUAUGGGCCGAGAUGCCGAACUAACUGGCAAACUGGUGACAUUAGAACAAGAAGUGAGUUCGAAAUCAAACGAAAUAGCGCAGCUAAAAGAACAGCUUGCACAAUUGCAGCAGGAACCGGGCGGCAAUGCGGCUAUUUUACGCCACGAACUCACGGAAAAAAUAAAAGAAGCAAACAAUGCUCGGAACGAGUUAGAGAGAACGAAGAAGGACAAAAAUAUAACAUCUGGUCUCGUGACGCAGAUGCAGAGAGAUAUGUCAAACAAAGAGUCGCCCGACAUGCAUUACGAACUUAUCUAUGAAAUUGGGUCACCACGCUCACCCAGAGUAACUCACACAGAGCCAAAACCUGAGUCAGAUGAUUCAACAAUCAGCAAGUUGACGAGAGAAAUCGAGAUGCUAAGAAAAGAGAUUCGAGAUCGCGACGUUCAGCUCACAUCUUUAAACAACAGGAUUACCAAGUUGAAGGACAAACAUGAUUCUGGGUCGAUGAGAACUGAUGACAGGAACGACGCUAGGGAAAGAGAACUGAUCACACUGAGACAGAAAUUCAAGGCAUCAGAGAACAAGAUCUCCGACCAGCAUGACCUGGUGGGUUCUCUGCGUGAGGAGCUUGACAAGGCCAAACAGGCUCUGUUUGAGGAGAAGGACGUCCACCGCAAACUGCAGACCGAGAUCGAUGCCGCCAAGUCUCAGUUCCUGGACAUGCAGCGCACAGAACGGGUGGUCAGGGUGGACAUGGAACAGGCCACAAAACGGCUGGAGAGGUUCCGAAACCGUGUGAUCCAGGCGACGUUUUCGACCCCAGGCGUGAAGGCCCCGGAGACGGAGAUAACCGAUGAUGAGUUGAUAGAGACGAUGAAGAGCCUCAUGAACCAGAGGACAGAGUUAACACAGAAGAUACAAGAGUUAAAGAGCCAGCUCCGAGCCGCAGAAUCCGGUACCGCUGAGUUACUCGAUAAUGCUGCAAAGUUGAAGGACCAACUGCAGCAAAGUGUGACUCGCCUCGCAGAAAAUGGCCACCUGACUGAAAGUCUAAACCAGGAAACCAGCUUCCUUCAGUCUGUGAUGGCCGACGAAUCGUUGCUAUGGAUACGCGACAUGGUGAUUGACCUCGUCAAGGGAGAGAACCAGUGGGAGGAGAUGAUAGAGGGCGCUCUGGAGAAGUGUGGAGUCAAUGUCAAGCUGUCCAACGAUGAUCCCAGUAAACACAUAGAGACUCUGUUCGCCAAGUGGGAGUCUGCGAUCAGUGAGAAGGAUCGACUCAUGUCACAGAUCGCCGAACUCGACGAACACCACCGAGCUGACCUUGCCCUUCAGCUCGAUGCACAAAAACAGGAUCUGGAGAAUCAACUGACGGAUGCGGUGGAGCGUGCGCGACUCGAAGGUGAAGAGAAGCUAAACCGAGCGAUUGACGAGAUUCGAGCUGUUGAGACUGAGAAACGAGAAAAUGAAGUCGGGGCAGAGAGAAGACGUGUUGAAGAAAUAGAAGCUGCAAUGGAACAACUGAGAGAGUCUCUAACAUCUCGUCAAGAAGAAGACCUCGAGAAGCUAGAGAAAGCCGCGGACGCGAUCGUCCAGAUCGCUCAGUACCAGGCUCUGGAGAUCGAGCUGAGAGACGAGAUCGCGAGACUGGAGCAGUCGAGGUCGGAGGAGAUCGAGAGACUGCGAGCAGAGAAGGAGGAACUCGAGAAGAAGUUCUCGAUGGACGUCGAGUCGUACAAGGAACAGAACAAACAGCACGCGAUGACGAUCUGCGUCAUGGAGGAGCGCAUCGUGAAGAUCACGAAGAAGAACAAAGAUUACCAAGAGGAGAUCACUGAGCUGAAGAAAACAGUUCAGGAACUUAACACGAGAAAAGUAGAGAAGCCCGUUCUACCUCCGAAACCAAAAAUAAUUCUCCAGCGACCAACAGAGGAGCUGGCAGCCAUGGAACAUCUUAUUUCUGUCCUCAGACGAGAAAACCUUGAUAUGAAGAAACAGUAUCAGGACUCACAGGAUGUGAUCAUGGGUCUGCGCCGGGAUCUGUCUGGAGCGUCUGCCCGUCUGUCGGACAUCACCGGGGAGCUGAGCGAGACCCAGAAACAGGAGAUGGAACAGAAGCGGGAACUCCUCCAGCAGAAGGAGAGGGACCUCGUCGAGCUGCGACAACAGAUGGCAAAACUGACCAAGAUCAUCGACAAACAGAAAGAAGAGAUGAAGUCUCUGGAGGCCAACUAUAGCAAGGAGAAGGAACUCGCAGUCCAGUACAAGACAGAGCUCAAGGAGUACAAACAGAGGAUGCGGAGUCUAGAGGAGCGACUCAGUGACGAGAAAGACGAACAGAGGAAACAACUUGACCUGCUGGACCAGGAAGGAAAGAUCACAUCAGAGUUGUCUGCCCAGGGGGCGCAGUGUCGUGGCGAAAGACAUGAGCAGGUCAUCUUGAGACAGCGAGAGGCACUCACUGAGUUGCGAGCCAGAAUAAAACAGUUAGAGAUUGUGAGGCCAUCAUUGCCGAACCAGGACCAGGCCCUGCACCAGGUGAUUGCCCUGAAGAAGGAGCUGGCAGAGAUGAGGGCGAACCAGGCGAUCACGGAGGACCGGGUGGUUCAGAACAUAACGUCGCUCGACCGGCAGAUCGGGAAAACACGUGGACUCAUCUCCUCCGCAAACGUGGAGGCCGACAUGGAGCGCAGCGCUCACAGGGAGACGAUGGAUGCGCUCGAGUGUAGUGAGACCACGUAUCUGUCACUGCUGCGGGCCAUGGCGAGCUGUCUGGAACUCGAGGAGAUCGGUGGGCUUCGUGCGAUGGCGCACAUCCCGAGGGAUGAGCGGGAAAAACUGACGCAGGAGCGGGAAUCAUCGACCGAGCUGUUAGCCAAUCGGAUUAAAGUCCUGCAGGAGCGGAUACACAGGAAGGACGAGUUGUUACAAGGAUACGAGAGAGACCUCGCCAAACUCCAACAAGCUCAGGAUCUGGCAGAACACAAGACGGCUCAGGUUGAUACUCUGGUCAGCGAAAUAAGAACGAAUUCGGAGGAAUCACAGUACCUACGCGAGUCACUGAACCGAACCCGCGAUCGACUCAACCAAGAGAAACGUCUCAAUGCGGCAAUAAAACAGAAGAAGACAUUCCAUCUAGAGAACGAGCGACUCCAUCUAGAUAGAACCCCACACUCCAGCCGGUGUCAUCCAGAAGAUCCAAAGUUAUUUGGAAAGAAAAAGGCACAGAAAGAAAUGCUACGGAAAAAGAAUUAUGAAAUAGAAACGCUCAAAUCUCAACUGACUGACAGAGAACGAAAUUUACACAUGAGGGAAAAAAGGAUAUACAGUCUCGAAACUAGUUUGGGUACAGAUCGACCGAUAGAAGUCCAUGAGUAGAACGUACCGCAGCUGCCUAAAUAUAGAUAAUAAUACAGAGGCCUUAUCAACAGUACAACUGUCAUUCCAGAGUUAUUUCCCCUCAUCAUCAGUAGCACUGCCUUUUUGUUAGAACUUUCUACAAGAGUUGUAUCCCCUUAUACAAAGAAUGGGCUUUCUAGGAUUAUAUCCCUUUAUCAUAGUAGCAUUGACCUUUUAUUACAACUGUUUUCAGAGACAUUGCUUCUUAGUAUCUUAAAAUUGCCACCUAGUUAUGUCAUUUUUUCAACAAUUAUUUCUCUAUGAGAACGUUCCUUCCAAAGUUGUUUCCCCUUAACACUAAUCAUCAUCGUCAUAGUCAGCUGUUGCAGAGUUAUUCCCCCUGUCAGGAAAAUCGUCUUGCUAUUCUGAAAUGGACAGAUACAAUGAGAGAAAUACUUACAGAAACUGCAAAGAAGAAUAAUUUUAUAUUCAUUGAUGAACGAAAACGAACAGUAAUAUACGUUCAUUACUAUGUUUUAUAUAUUUAAUCAGUGUUGGUGAAAAUUACCUCCUUUCUGGCUCUCUUUCUCUGUGUGUUUUUCGCUCUCUUUUUCUCCCCCUCAUUCCCUAUCUCUCUCUCUUUCAUCCUCACCUCUCUCUCUCUCUCUCUCACCCUCUCCUCGCUCUCUUUCAUCCUCUCCUCUCUCUCCAACUCUCUCCCUCCCUCCCUCUCCCAUUCCUACUCUCUCUCUCUCUCUCACUUUCUCUCAUGUACACAUGCACACUUGUCCUCAUUGCUCACUUUCACUAAUCUAUUAAUGAUAUAAAUAUUCAAGCAUAUUAAUUAUCAAUCUAUACAAUUAAUCAGCAAAUGUAAUAAAAUAAUUAUUUCUGUAAGGUGGAGACAUUGAAAUAGAAAAUCAACAUAAUGUCAUUACUAUAUCAACACUGAAAAUGUAGGUCUAUAGGUGGUGAUGGAGUUAUGGGGUGGAAGAAUUUCAUAUGGGGUAAUAAUUUGACAUGGCCAAAACUUGCUAUUUUUAGAUCAUUACUUAAAUAUGAAUAAAUGAAAUAUUUAUUACAUUAUUUGAUUUCAUCACAUUUGAUGCAGUCCUGUUAUUUAUUACAUUGUAACAGUUAUAUGGAUGAUAAGGCAUACAGUUUUGCGCAAUAUUUUAUCUGUGCUGUAUAUAGUUUUAUUCCUUUUUUUGUAAAUUAAAAUUAGUAUAUAUACACAUAUAUUAUUAUUACAAAUUCUUUGUUAUAUAGAAAAACCAAUUUCAAUUUUCACACAGAACAUGACAUUUUUGUUAUCUUUUAAUAAUAUGAUGUUUAAAUUGCAUAGCCAGUUUAGUUUUAUAUUACGUUGUGUUGUAUGGUACCUCUGUGAUAAAUAGUCUUUUAUAAUUAAAUAGAACUGAUCUUUUUUGUACAUGUAUUAUUUCAAAUAUUAAUUUAUUCUAAUAUGUACUCAUUUUUUUCUGUGGCCUUAUGAAACAUUUUUAGAAAUGUUUGUGUGUUAUUCAUACAGAUGUGUAUUUAUCGUACGCAAACUUACACAGUACGAUUUUGAGGAUACAGGAAUUUCCUAUGGAAGGGAAUUACAAAAUUACACUAGCAUGCAUGUAAAUUGGGUAGGGGUAACUUGUAGAUUUUAAAAAAAGGAUCAUUUCUUGAAUAGCCUUUAGGAAUACAUGUACUAUAUUGUGAAAGAAAAAGAUGCUAUUUUAAAGCUUAUUUAGUUGUUUUUUUAUAACUACAAUACGUGUAUUUUAAUAUGGUAAAUUUUGUUACUACAGUUCCUAGACUUUGUCACAUGACCAGAUACCAUAUUGUGAUCUCAAAUGCUGUAUAUAUUGGUUCCAGUACAUGUAUCAGUUAAUGUGCUUGUAGAUACAUUGUAGAUAAUUUCUCAUUGUAAACAAAUGCAUAUGUUACCCUUUCUUUCCUAGGAAAUAAACAUUUUUUUACAAUA